Saccharomycodes ludwigii is the source of this 672-nucleotide messenger RNA. It is a transcript of the gene OKP1, whose product is annotated as Okp1p. The record is from RefSeq and is a predicted model, not a curated record. Bases 1 to 672 code for a protein of 223 amino acids. The transcript has a single exon. Lineage: Eukaryota; Fungi; Ascomycota; Saccharomycetes; Saccharomycodales; Saccharomycodaceae.
AUGAAGCAAGCAAAAUAUGAUAACGAGAGGGUAUUAAAAAAAGUGAAAGUUGAUCUCGUUGGAAACAACAACAACAAUAACGGCACAAAUCUUAAGUUAUUUACCGAGAGCCAGUUUAAAAAGAGAUUUCCAGACGGUUAUGAGAUUAAAACAUGGAGUUACCCAGACGAUGAACUAUUAAAACUAAUACAAGAUAUAAUGGAAGUUAAUGUGGAUGAUGCCAUAGAGCAAGUUUUUAAUAAAUAUCACACGGAAUGUGAAAAAGUAUUCGUAUCAAAAAACAAUGAGAGAUAUUAUGACGAAAAAGUAGUUGAAGAUGAAAUACUUGUUAUCAAAAAUAUGAAAAGAAAAUUAUUAUUUAAGAUAAUUGAGAAAAUCAUAUUGAAAUUAUCCAAUGUUAAGAUACCCAGUAGAGUAAAAUCCCAAUUUUUUGAUUUGGAAUAUCUAUUAGCCAAACAGGAAUAUAUAAAACAAGAAUAUGCAAAUAUUUUGGAAAAUACAGAACAUUUGGAGGAGAAAUGGGAAAAUAUAGUAACAAGGAAUACUGAUGGUGGUGAUACUGUAACUGAGGAGUUGAAGAAUGAUAAAAACAAUGGUUCUUUGGGCUUCGACACUUUUAUCCAAUUUAACAGGGACAAGUUAGAGUAUAAUUUAGAUAUAUCUCUUGAUUAG